GCGCGAACACCCAAGUGACAGGUCGCCAGUGAAGGAGGCCUCUUCUAUAACUCUUCUCGCAAGCUCGAUUGGCCGUCCACGUGCAGCGCGCAGCCCUCUCUGUCGGAAUUGGCUGGCAGUCGACCGCUCAAUAAUAAGCUGCCACUUCAACCUCUCCCUCGACGCUCCCACCGCAACGCCCACCCGCCCGCCACCAUGGAUUUCUCAAGCCUGAAAGACCAAGUGAGCAACCUCACGCUCUACGACCUCAAAGCUGGGGUCCGCAAAGUCCAGAAUGCGGUGAUGAACUACACCGAGAUGGAGGCGAAGGUGCGGGAGGCGACGAACAACGAGCCCUGGGGUGCUUCGUCGACGCUGAUGCAGGAAAUCGCAAACGGCACCUUCAACUACCAACUACUGAAUGAGAUCAUGCCCAUGAUCUAUAAACGCUUUACCGAGAAGGCGGCCGAGGAAUGGCGGCAGAUAUACAAGGCCCUCCAGUUACUCGAGUUUCUCAUCAAGAACGGCUCCGAGCGGGUCAUCGAUGAUGCGCGCGCACACGUCUCGCUCCUCAAGAUGCUGCGCCAGUUCCACUUCAUCGACCAGAACGGCAAGGAUCAGGGCAUAAACGUGCGGAACCGUGCCAAGGAGCUUGCGGAGCUUCUCAGCGAUGUUGACCGGAUCCGAUCAGAGCGCAAGAAGGCACGAGCCAACCGGAAUAAGUUUGGGGGCGUCGAGGGCGGCAUGGGCGGCGGCUUCUCCGGCAGCGGGAGCAGCAGCAGAUACGGGGGGUUCGGAAGCGAGUCGGCAAACUUUGGCAGCUACAGCGGAGGCGUAUACGGCGAUGGAGGCGGCUUUGGAGGACAGGACUCUGGCUUCUCUGACUCCCAAGCUCGUCGGGAUCGUUUUGAAGAGUACGACGAGUACGACGAGGGAGAGACUGCGCCUCCACCACGGCGGAACCAGACGACUUCGGCGUCAUCAGGCCAAGUCAGGAGGGAAGUCAAGAAGGAGGAACCAAAAGCAAAGGCACCGGAACCUGUGGCCGAUUUGCUCGCAUGGGACGAUGAGCCGGCGCCCGCCUCUACCUCUGCCGGGAAGCAGCCUGCCGCUCCCACAGGAAACGAUUUUGGAGACGAUGACGAUUUCGAUGACUUCCAGUCUGCUGCACCCUCAGCCCCAACCGCACCAGUAGUAAAGCCAGCAGCGUCGGCAUUCAUUGCACCGCCCGCAUCUACAUCGACGGUAGGAUCUACGACUCAGUUUGCAGCGCCUCAGCCGCAGUCUGCCACACAGAACAACAACUUCAAUGAUAUCUUCUCGACUGCCUCUCCUCCCCCUGCGGCGAACAAAGGUGCUUCUCCAGCUAUCGCCACCCCGGCUUCCGCUUCUUCGAGUAUUGCACAGCCUUACAGGCCUGCAGGCUACGAAGCCACGGGGGCCAACUACUUCACCUCCGUUCCUCUGGCCUCCAAUGCCCCUUCCACUGGUUCGACGCCAGCUCUCAUGUCUCCUUGGAUUGGGGGAAACAAGAUGGGAUCAGUAGCUCCUAAGAAAGCUGGCGGCGAUGCAUUUGCCUCCCUUCUUGCCGGUUCCGCCCCGAAGAAGUCGGCCACGCCUACACAGAAGGUCACAAUGGCGGAUAUGGCUAAGCAGAAGACGAGUCAGGGGCUGUGGGGUGCGCCCGCGUCUGGCUCCAGUACGCCGGCAGCCCAGCCUCAGGGUGGAGCGAAACCUGGCGGAGCAUUGGGUGACUUGCUUGGUUAACGUAGAAUUGGGGAAGCAAUCAGGGGGGCUGUAUUUCUGUCACGUUCUCUGCGAAUGGCGUCGGGAAUCAAAAGAUGGUGCCUAGGCGUGGUGCUUGUAUUCAAUACGGAGCUUUAAGAACGAUGAUGUCUGUUCAUGCCCAC
Molecule: messenger RNA, 1889 nt
Organism: Trematosphaeria pertusa
Lineage: Eukaryota; Fungi; Ascomycota; Dothideomycetes; Pleosporales; Trematosphaeriaceae
Product: ENTH-domain-containing protein
Exons: 5
Coding region: 196-1746 (516 amino acids)
Biological process (GO): Golgi to endosome transport; endocytosis
Cellular component (GO): endosome; clathrin vesicle coat; plasma membrane
Molecular function (GO): clathrin binding; phospholipid binding
Source: RefSeq, a predicted model, not a curated record